CGCAAGCCCAGCAAGCCCAGGCAUGGUCAUGUACCUCGCCACAAAAUGUGUCGAAAAGAUAAGAAGUCAUGUAUAGACUAGGAUCUACCCGUCAUCCAACGUCUUUUUAUUAUAGAUUUGUUUCUUUGACACAAAGAGCGAUCUUCUUUUCACGUGUGUAACUGCCUCUUCAGUUUUUACUAUACGACCAUGGCUCGGCUACACCAAUCUACUCGCCACAGGCGGCAAAGGCCAUCCUAUACCUCUCUCCUCACCAUCUUCGUCACUGCGGCAUGGGCCCAAGACUCAAAACGCGGUUUUGCAUUCAUAGGCGACUCGCAUGUACCAGACAACCGCUUGCUUACCUCCGACAAUUCGCCAAUAUCAUGGUACUACAAUUGGUCUCCAUACCCAAAUAGUGAUCUCAUUCCGGCGGACAGUCUAGAGUUUGUCCCUAUGAUUCAUGGCAUAGACGCCACGGAAGACAGUCAAACCGAACGCGUCAUAGGAGGCUUGCCACAAAGUAGCAAGCACCUUUUGUCCUUUAACGAGCCGGAUGGCACCGAAGGAAGUGGUGGUAGCAGCAUUAGUCCUGAAGACGCCGCGAAAGCAUACAUCGAUUUCGUCGUGCCUUUCCGGAAUGGUGAUAGCGGCGGCAGGAAUUGGUUGAUCAGCCAUCCGAGUACUACGGGUAGUCCAAACGGUCUUGACUGGUUGCGACGCUUCAACGAGUCUUGUUAUGAGAUCGAUUCUGAAAACGGAUGCCCAACGGACUUUGUUGCCGUACAUUGGUACGGUGCUUUUGAUGGUUUGGCAGGCUGGUUAGGCACCCUGGAUGAAUUCUACAACACGAAUUCGACAAGAGACCAGCCGCUGAAACUUUGGAUUACCGAGAUGGCACUUCCGCAACAAGACGAAGAGAACACUGUAAGUAUGAUGAAUCAGACACUACCAUAUCUCGACCAACUGGAUUACGUUGAACGAUACUCGUGGUUCGGUGCUUUCAGAACAGAUGAUGCGAACGAAUGGACCGGCGAUGGGGUGGCACUGUUCGACGACGAUGGUGGCUUGACCGAGCUCGGUGCUCUGUACUUAGGUGAUGGAUUUGAAGAAGGACAGAAGGGUGAGGGUGCAGAGGAUGCGGCAAGUGGGCUAAGGGUCAGCGCAGGACUGAUGGCCGCUUUGUCUUUGUGCGCGACAAUGUUUGCCAUGCUGUAAAUGAUAUCCAUGAUAGAUUUUCCUUUGACUGUAGAUACCUUAGCGAUUUGUAUAUAUCACCGAGAGUGUAUUGUAGUGUUUCUUGACUGAAGGUCAUCGCUCCAUACGACGCGGUCUAGCUCGGCUAACGAAUUUCCGAUCAACCGCCUGUACCUAGACAAAG
Molecule: messenger RNA, 1360 nt
Organism: Alternaria alternata
Lineage: Eukaryota; Fungi; Ascomycota; Dothideomycetes; Pleosporales; Pleosporaceae
Exons: 1
Coding region: 190-1197 (335 amino acids)
Biological process (GO): fungal-type cell wall polysaccharide metabolic process
Cellular component (GO): fungal-type cell wall
Source: RefSeq, a predicted model, not a curated record